CCUUCCCAUCUGGGGAGUUUCAAGAUGGCGGCGUGUUUAUGAAUCUUCUCGAACACGACCGCUGCUAACGCGAGAUAACGUGAGAUGGAUAAGAAGAAAAAACAAUAUAAUGUCACAGCUUCAUCGCUGGUUGAUUUGAAAGCAGAGCUUUAUAGGAAACAGGAGGCGUUCAAGCAGGACAAACUUGCUCAGGAUGCAGGGACUGCAUCCAAAUCACACAACCAUACAAAGAAACCCAGUGUAUGGAGUAAACAGAACCAAGGAGUGACUGCACGUGCUCAGAAGGAUGUGGAGAAAACGGCAGAGGAGGAACAAAGCCUGGACAGAUCGAGGCAGAAGCUGGAGGAGAAAGCACGCCUCUAUGAGCAGAUGACUAAAGGGGAUUUUCCAGACGAGGAGACGGAGAGUCUGUACCUGGUGGAUUUCACACAGAAGAUAAUCGAGCAGAAGAGAGCAGCACAGAGCAGAGAGGAUGAAGCAGGAGACAGAGAUGGAGAAGGAUCGGAGACGCGCGUCCCCGUCCCUCCCCCACAGAGUGCUGACGAGGAAUGGGUGGACUAUGUUGAUGCGCUGGGUCGAUCAAGAAAGUGUUUAAGAAAAGAUUUACAUCAGUUUCAGAAAAUGGACCAAGAUUUACACAGCAAGCGAGUGGUCGGAGCUGAUAGGACGCUGUUGUCUGAAGACAUGAGGCGAGAGAUGCAGAGAGAGCAGUGGGAGCGGGAGGAAGAAGAGCAGAUGAAGAGACCCGUAGGACCCGUUCACUAUGAAGACAUCCGAGAUGGAGAGGCCAGAGAUCUGGGUGUUGGGUAUUACGCUUUUUCUCAAGAGGAAGACCAGCGCAAGAAGCAAAGGGAAACUCUGGAUAUGCUGAGAGACCAGACCGCUGAGCAACGCACCAAGCGAGAGCAUCUGAAGGAGAGACGGAAAGCUCUGCUCGAGGCUCGACUGGCUAAAGUGAGAAUGAGGAAGACGAAGAAAAGCAAGAUGGAUCCCGGAGCCGAGGACGAGGAAGAAGCUCCUGUGCCUGAUGGAGCGGUUAAAGAAGGCGAGGACGAUCCCGAGGAUGUGAUCGGACCUCCACCUGCUCCUGAAGCUGCCGCCAAAAAGGUGGAGGUUGAAAUUCAGGAGAGAAAAGACUCGAGACCGGGAGUGCCGCAUGUGAGAGAGUGGGACAGAGGAAAAGAGUUCACAUGGGGUCAGUGGACGACUCAGAGACGGGACGAGAGGGAUUCGGAUUUUGCCCCGCCCUCGUCUUACUUCCUGGAUGAGAGACGAGCCGGUCGAGGCAGGUCGACGCAGGAAGCGCGGGGCAAAGGGAAACCCGGUUUCAAACGGUCUGAGGCGCACGGGGGAUGGGAUCAGGAUGGCACGGAAAGACGAGCUCAAAACACGCACGCAUCUUUUACAGACCAGAGCUCGUUCUCACAGCCUCAGCAAACGUCACAAGCACAUUCGGCACAGACACACGAUCUGGACGCCCUUUUAUCCUUCUAUAAAAACUCUGUUUGAACUUUUAACCCAGUUUAAUCCUUCUUGCACAGUCUCGGCCGCGUUUACUCACUCCCCCAUGUUCCUCCUUUCUAAAAAAAUAAGGCCGAAUGAGUAAUUUCCACUCUGUUUUGCUGGCUCUGCGAUUUUAGAUGGUUUUAGAUCUGGGUUAUUGAUGUAUUAUGAUCGUUUUUGAGUCCUGAAUGUCUCGUGCGAAUUAAAAAGAAAAGGGUCUUGAAUUGAA
Ictalurus furcatus (blue catfish) is the source of this 1732-nucleotide messenger RNA. It is a transcript of the gene ccdc174, whose product is annotated as coiled-coil domain containing 174. Gene Ontology annotation, cellular component: nucleus. The record is from RefSeq and is a predicted model, not a curated record. Bases 85 to 1509 code for a protein of 474 amino acids. The transcript is spliced from 11 exons. Lineage: Eukaryota; Metazoa; Chordata; Actinopteri; Siluriformes; Ictaluridae.